CGUUUGUAUUUGGCACCAGCAGAAACAUCCAUUGCGUUGCGACUCAACUCGCAACCCAGCUCACCGCUCUCAGCGUCUGCCAUUAAUAAAGCCUAGCUUCACUUUUCAACAAUACCAAGCUCAGACCAAUAGAGACUAUCUACAGCUCAAAUCUACACGCGUGGUUCUCAAGACUUUUUGCUGAAGUUAACCUCGCGUGACAAGCGCACUUGGAUAGAUAACAUCUUAAGAACUAUCUUUUGUGCCACAUAUAUUCGUCCAGGGGCUGAGCCCCGGGCAAAAAGCAUUUGCAUUAACCAUGGGCUCGGCACCGUGACUUCCGGAAAGUUGUUACGGCCUGAGCUGCCACAAUGGCCGGAGUGCACCAUAGCCCGCAACUUAAGGAGCUGGAGCGGGCACGGGAGGUACAGGUCCUGAAUGCCGCGAAGGUGCAGGCACUAUUUCAGUACCUGAAUUUUGGUGAUGCGGCGGCCUUCGACCGGUGCCUGGCGCGCUCGGGCAAGAGCCCGGAGUGGCUGGGUCAUGCCGUGGACGGCGGCCCCACGCCGCGCAAAUUUGCGGCGCUGCUUACCACUGAGCAGUGCCGCAAGGUGCACGGCGCGGAGGGGGCACGGCACCACGCGGUGGAGGCCAAGCGGCGGGAGCAGGUCACCCUGACGCCAGAGGAAAUUAUGAAGGGGCUGCAGCAGGCGUUUGAGGCGUACACCGACCCGCUGCUGCUGGCCAAGUCCGGGCGCAAGGAGAUGAACAUCGUGGGCUUCUGCCGCUUCCUGCGCGACUGCCACCUGCUGGACAACCGCCUCACGCUGGUGCACGCCGACGUCAUCUUCACCAAGGUGGACGCAGGCAGCUACAUGGCAGCGGGCAGCGCCCAGAACAGCAGCAGCGGUGGCGUGCCGCUGCCGCCCAUGCCGGGGAAGCAGCAAUCGCAGGCGUCCACCAGCACGUUGCCGGGGGACCUGCACGUGGACUACACCGAGUUCCUGCGCUGCAUGGCCGCCGUGGUGCGUGUCAAGUUCCCACACGCCGCCGACCCGCGCGAGGCGCUGCUGCUGGCCACGCGCAAGUGGGUGCUGCCCUUUGCGCGGCUGGGUGCCGACGGCGGCGGGCUGGGCCUGGGCUGCGGUCCCGCCUCCGCGGCGGACAGCCUGUUCGACCGCUCCGCCAUGAACCUGCUGCGGACCUACGACAGCCAGCUCAAGCGGCUGUACGCUUGGUACACCUGCAUGGAGGAGACGGACCCCACGCACGUGACGUGGGCGUGGGUGCACGAGCACGGCGGCACGCUGGACUCGAACAACUUCGUGCUCAUGCUGCUCAACUUUGGGGUGCUGCCGGUGCUGCUGUCCAAGCACGAGGCGCUGGACCUGUUCGUGCGGUGCGAGGCGCGAAACGACGGCGACGAGAAGGCCAAUGCAGUGCUGUACCCCACAUUCCUGGAGGCGCUGGCGGAGGUGGCGCUGGCUGUGGCCGACGGCGCGGCCUCCCGGGUCCGCUCCGCCAGCAGUGUGGAGGACCUGACCAUCCUCAGCCACUACGCCGGGGGCUGCCCGCCGCCCCUGGGCACCAAGCUUACCAAGCUGUGUGUAGAUGCGCAGCGCGCACGCGGCCGUGAUGCGGCGGCGCUGGAGCAGCAGCAUUCAACCUUUGACACGACAGCCGCAAAGCAGCGGAACGCAGCAAAAGCUGCGGAGGCGGCGGCGCGGCAGAAUGAGGCGGCCAUACGCGGCGUGGUGGAAAGGCGUGAGAACCUGCGCCAGCGCUUUGCGCUGACGCGGCUCCGCAACUUCUACCGCGACGUGCGCACCACUAACAACAACACCACGUGGCCGCCCGAGCGGGACGCCUCGCCUACCACCCGCCGCAGCGGCGCCGGCGCGCUGGGCGCGGGCGGCGCGGCUGCAGAGGAUCCGGAGGAGGGCGGCGUGCACGUGGCCUUCUACGACAGCGAGCGGGCCAUCAAGACGCCGCGCCCUGUGUGGAUCCCGAACGGUCCGCCGCUGGCCAGCCGCCGCUACAGCGUCCCCGACGGCGCCCCGCAGCCCACGCCCUCCGCCGCCGCGGCCGCAGCCGCCGCCGCUGCGGCCGCCAGCAUAGGCGUGCACCUGGGCGGCGCCGCCGGCAACAUGUUGCUGCUGGACUCGCCCUCCGGCGCCGCCGCCCCCAAGCUCGCGGUCCACCGGCCCUCCAUCCUGCAGCCGCCCUCGCCGGGCGCCUACGCGGCGGCGUACGGGCGCACGCCCAAGCCCUACCAGCUCAAGGUGUCCAUUGAGGACCGCGACGAGCACGAGGCGAUCCUGGACCUGGCGGGGCGGCUGCCGCACAUACGCACGCCUGAGGACGCGCACGGGCACAAGCUCGGCGGGCCGGUGAGCAGCGCGGCCUCCAGCUCGGGGCGGAUCACGUCCAACUCCAACCGGCGGGCGGUGACGGCGCCGGCGGAGAUGCGGCGGGGGAACGGCGCUGCCGCAGCUGCCGCAGCGGAAGUAGAGGCAGAUUACGAUGACCAGGGCGAGGCCGGCAGCGGCGCGGGUGGGCAGCGGCAGCGGUUACCUUCCGUUCAGCACCAGUUGCACCGGCUCCAGGCCAACGCGGCAGCCCUGGCGGCCAUGGCGGGCCAGGCGCCGCCGCAUCCCUACAGCCAGCACCCCAUCCCGCAACAGCAGCUGUCUGCACCACCGCUCAUCCACUCCUGCGCCUCCGCGCCGUCCGUACACCUGCCGGCCGCCGCGGGGGCCUCUUUCGUCAGCUACAACACCGCGCACCCGCCCCCGCACCACCACCCGCUCAGCUCCGGCCCCUCCACCACCUCGCUCUCUGGCCUGGCGGCGGGCGCGGGCAACUCCGUCGUGCCCAUAUUCCUACACCUGCCGCUAGGUCCCUCCAGCUCACAGCUCUCCGCGCUUGGGGUGGUGCCGGCAGUGCCAGUUUGUGGCAGCCCCGAGACGGCCGCGCGCGCCUCCCUGGCGCGGCGCAAGGCCAGCCAGCGCGCGCGCCGGCCCGAAGGCGCCCUGCCCCACCUCAAGCUGCCGGCAGAGGGCGGCCCCAGCGCAGAGGCGGCGGCAGCGCUGAAGGAGCUGGAUGCCUUUGACGGCGUAGCGGGGCGCCACCACCAUCACCAUCACGGCUCGCACGUGGGCAAAGCGGAUGGUGGAGGCAGCCGCAGCCACCAGCCCAGUGCCGCCAACAGCCCCACCCUGGCCACACGCAUGGCCAGGGAGCUGGCGGGCUAUGCGUGAGCGGGUGGCAUGUGUUUUGUUUGGUGAGUGCGUGUGUUAAUGUGCACUGCUGUGCCAACUGGGUCAAGUAGGACACGAGCAGGACUGAUGCAUUGUAUUGACACUUGCGCGUGUACAACUUUAAUUGACAGUCCGUAAAGCUGUGAGCCGAUCGGGUUAUGUGUGUGUGUGUGUGUGUGUCCGUGUCCGUGUCCGUGUCCAACAUUACAUUCAUCAAAUGGGUCGCAGAGGGGUUAAGCAGGGCGCGAUGCUUUGCACAGCCACGGGGGUGCGUAGCAGCCGGUGGCGGAAGCCGGUGGCGUGUCGGACGCGAAGCAGCCGAUGGCGUGUCGGGCGCGGGGAGCUGCCGCUUCAAGGCACACAAACAGUCAGGUCGCAUGUGGUGUCCAGAGCCACGGUGCGUCAUUUUGCCAUCAAGACUUGCAGAUCAGCUAAUUUGUCGAGGAUUGGAUUGCCGAGAAGGCCGACAGCUGAGGUUUUGGCGCGCAAUGGCGGAUUGCAUUUCCGGUGCAUGCGUCGUACGACGGGGGUGUUUGCAGCGGCCUACUUGAGGCGCCGCGGCUGACUCCUUUCCCACCAAGCACAGGGCCUUGUAAGCAGAACGUAGA
Molecule: messenger RNA, 3847 nt
Organism: Chlamydomonas reinhardtii
Lineage: Eukaryota; Viridiplantae; Chlorophyta; Chlorophyceae; Chlamydomonadales; Chlamydomonadaceae
Exons: 10
Coding region: 351-3239 (962 amino acids)
Source: RefSeq, a predicted model, not a curated record